Molecule: messenger RNA, 830 nt
Organism: Aspergillus steynii IBT 23096
Lineage: Eukaryota; Fungi; Ascomycota; Eurotiomycetes; Eurotiales; Aspergillaceae
Product: putative 2-haloalkanoic acid dehalogenase
Exons: 2
Coding region: 38-763 (241 amino acids)
Source: RefSeq, a predicted model, not a curated record
GUCGCAUUCAGCAUCGAAUUAAAAUAUCCACUUCAAAAUGCCCUCUCACCACGUCGUCUUCGACGUCGUAGGAACCUGCUUCACAUUCGACGCCUUCUUCGCCGCCAUCGAAUCCCGUCUGGGGCCCCGACUCCGCGCCCACAACAUCCAGCCCCAACUCUUCGGGUACGCCUGGAUGGAGGCCGCCGAGCGCGAAUACGCCUACCUGUCGAUGUCUCAUCGGUACCGGCCCUUCCUCGACAUCUUCGGCGCCAUCUUCUACCGCACGCUCUGGUUCAGCGGGAUGGAAGACCCGCGGUCCUUCGCCUCGGACGAGGACAGGGACUAUCUAAUCAAGGGUUACCGUCAGCUUCUGCCGCGCGAGGGUGUAUACCGCGCGAUGCAAAGCCUGCGAGAUGCCGGGUUCACCGUGUGGUGCUUUACCAGCGGGGAUGUGCGGCGGGUCCGCGGCUACUUUCUGCGGAGUAUGAUUCAGAUGCCCGAGGAGAAUAUCGUGUCAUGCGAUAAUAGUCAGCUAGCGAAGCCAGCCUUGGAAGCAUAUCAGGAGGUCUUGAGUAAGUUUGACGAAGGCGACGUGGUGUGGUUUGCGGCAGCGCAUAUGUGGGAUGUUUCGGCGGCCAAGUCUGCGGGAUUCCGGGGUGCGUAUUGUACGGCUUGGGAGAAGGAGUCGUGCUCGGAGAUCUUUGGAGAGAUGGAUGUUACUGCGGACUCGUUGCAUGAGCUGGCGGCGCAGAUCAUAGCUGCGUCGCAAAAUCGAGGAUAGAUUAGUGCAAAGUAUAGACAGCCAACGCUUCUUAACAUGUUUCUGUUAAUACUAUGUAUCGAGAAAG